CUCUGGGUCACUAGUUUAUCAUUAACUAGAUCUGAACCAGUCACAUACAGGUCCUCUUUUACUCCAUGUGGGUUUGACUACAACUGCUUAGAAGUCAAUUUAGACGGUUACGUUUUUGUUUUUUGUUUUUUAAUUUUGCCGGAGCGCAUUCUCCUGCCAAAAGAGCUUUUAUCUUUUUGGUUAAUUUACGUGUUUUUGCUCUGAUGUCUGGCAACCCGGCGGACAGAAGGCUAAGGUCCUCCAGCUGAUCACAGUAAACAGCUGAUGACAGACUGCUGAAGGUGUUUGUGACUGCCAUGCCAAAGCCUGGAUGACCUGAGGGACUCUCUGAUAACCGGAUCCAGACCUCCAGCUCCUUAUGGCUGUAUAUGAUGAGAACAUCCUGAAGAAUCCUUUCUACUUGGCUUUGGAGAAGCAGAGACCAGACCUCUGCAGCCGAGUGGCAGAGCUCCAUGGCAUCGUUCUGGUGCCUUGUUGUGGAAGUUUGACUGUCAGCAGCUUCUCAGACUCUCAGUUUGACAGCUACGUCCUUCAGCCCACAGAGGACGGAUACCAGACUACAGAUGGAAAGGAUGUUCGGAUCCAGGACAGGCAGGUCCUGCUGGGAUCCAGCUUCCCAUCUUCAGCAGCGGUCCCCAUCUUGUUUGAGGAAACCUUCUACAAUGACCAGGAGCAGAGCUACAGCAUCUUGUGCAUCUCCAGGCCCAUGGAGGAGGAGCCAAGUUCAGCUGAGCUCAGUCCGCCGCCGCCAUACUGCCUGAAGAGUGUGGAGGAAGUCAGGGAAUUUCUUGGCCGCCACGCGCAGAAACUAGACAAGUUCAUCCAUGGUUUCUGCCAGGCCUUUAAAGAGCAGGAGAGGAAGGGACUCCGACAUCACAUUGACUCGGUGAAUGGUCUCUACACUAAAUGUCUUCAGUGUCUGUUGAGAGACUCUCGCCUGAAAGUACUGGCGAAGCAGGAACUUCAGAUGACUCUUCUCAAACAGGCGGUGGAGAUGUAUAUUCAUCAUGGUAUCCAUGAUCUAAUCUUUAACUUUGUGGGAACGCUAGAAGCCAGCCAGGAUGCUGCUUUCAACAAAAUCACCAGGAGUCUACAGGAGCUGCAGCAGAAAGACCUGGGAGUCAAACCAGAGUUCAGUAUAAAUUUGUCUCGAGCCAAGAGAGAGCUGAGUCAGCUCAACCAGCAAACCUCCCCCCUCCUCAAACUGCUCUGCCUGCGUAGAGUCGCCCUGACUGCCACUCAGACCCCUAAACGCACCGGUGAGCACUUCAGUAUAGAGGCUGUAUCUGCAGACGACCUGCUCUCUGUCAUUCUUUAUCUGCUGGUCAAGACGGAAAUCCCCAACUGGAUGGCGAACCUGAGCUACAUCAGGAACUUCUGCUUCAGUCACUCCAGUAAGGAUGAGCUGAGCUAUUGUCUGAGCACCUUCGAGGCUGCAGUGGAGUACAUCAACCUGGGGAAGCUGCAGGACACACACUCUGGCACGGGUGAGCUGAACGACAAAGCACUGUUCAGAGAGAGGAUGAGUCUGCUGGCUCAGAGCGCUGCCACGCCCAUCCACUGUCUGUUUGAGCACAUCGCAAAUGGAAAUGAGGCAGAGGUUGAACGUCUGCUGAGUGACGGGGAGAGUGAUGAGGACAUCCGGAUGUGUCACCCCCUCUGCUCCUGUGACCUCUGUGACCUCCAGAUGUCUGGGAAGUUAAACGACCCGUCUAUCGUCACACCGUUCUCCAGAGAUGAUCGUGGUUAUACUCCAUUGCACGUCGCUGCUAUUUGUGGUCAGGCGCAGCUCAUUGACCUGCUGGUGCAUAAAGGAGCUCCUGUAAACGCCACAGACUACCACGCCCUCACACCGCUGCACCUGGCCUGUCAACGGGGAUACCAGGGAGUCACGCUGCUUCUGCUGCACUACAAGGCCAACACAGAUGCUCAGGAUAACAAUGGCAACACGCCGCUGCACCUCGCCUGCAUGUACGGACAUGAGGACUGUGUGAAGGCUCUGGUUUAUUACGAUGUCCAGACGUGCCGCCUGGACCUGCAGAACGACAAAGGUGACACAGCGCUGCACAUGGCGGCCCGUUGGGGUUACGAGGGAAUAAUCCAGGUGCUGCUGGAGAACGGUGCGAGUACCGACAUCCUCAACAAGAACAAGGACUCCCCUCUGCAGUGUGCACUCAACUCCAAGAUCCUCGUGUUGUUGCAGUCAAGUCAGAAUGGAUGUCAACACAAAGGCAGUGGUUUUGAUUCUCCCAGUCGCUCCCCUCAGGCCUCAGAUUGCAGCAGCCGUCGCUCGUCCAUCUCCAGCACGUCCUCCCUGGGCUCCGAGGCCAAACCAGAGGGAGAGCGAGUUAGGCACAGAGAGGUAGAGAAACUUCUACGUGCCGUGGCAGAUGGAGAUGUGGAGAUGGUGCGUUACCUGCUGGAGUGGAUGGAUGAAGAGGAUGAGGAUGAAGGAGAGAUCCGGUCUGAGGCUGUGCUUUGCCAUCCGCUGUGUCAGUGUCCAAACUGUGCUCCCACCCAGAAGCUGUCUGUCCUGCAGGCUGGAGCUCUCAAUGUAAACAGCAGUAAUAUUGACGGUUUCACGCCUCUCCAUGUCGCCGCCUUACACGGCCACUCUGCCCUGGUCUCUCUGCUAAUACGCCACGGCGCUAACGUCAACGCACGCACAAACCAGAGCGCCACACCGCUCCACCUGGCCAGCCAAAACAGCCACAUCCAGGUGGUAAGGUUUCUGCUGGAGUGCAAUGCCAAACUCAACAAAAAGGAUCAAUAUGGGAACACACCUCUAAUACAGGCCUGUCUCCGUGGAAACCUGGAGACGGCCACCACCUUGUUACAGAGCAACGCACUGGUGAAUGUAGCAAACCAUCAAGGGAACACGGCGCUGCAUGAGGCGGUGCGUGGAGGACACCAGCUGCUGGUGGAGGCGCUGCUGAGGGGCGGAGCCUCACCUGGUCUGAGGAACAAGAGGCAGAGGACUCCACUGGACUGUGCAUAUGAACUGGGCGGCAAGAACACAGAGAUCCUGAGAGCUCUGCAGAAAGCAUCUGGACUUUCCCCUGAUGCUGAACCAAUCAAACUGCUCUCUGUGCCCAAAGGAGCUCUGGCUCAUUCGUUUGUUCAGCGUCUGCGGCUGCAGGAUCACGCCAACGGCAGGAAACAGAAACUGGCUCAGUCCAUCAGCAGGAUUCAUCAGAUGAAGAAAGGAUCCUCUGGUUCCUCACCUGUCCGUUCACCAAACCUCAACCAGGUGAAUUCAGACAGGAGGAGAUUACGCCGAGGAGAGACAGUGGAGGUCAGCUGCCCUUCAGGAAACCAGGAGGGAGGGCCCCGGCUCAGAGAGCGGCCCCUGGGUCGCUGUCACACUCUGGACUCUGGAGAAACCACAGCAGAGCAGCAGGAGCCCACUCCCACUCCCACAGACACUUUAAAAACUGAUCAGACAGAUGAAACGCACAAUCUGGAUGUGAGUGACGACACACAGAACCAGGAUUUAGAUGAAACGCAGCCUGACUCCAGCGUAGCACAGACUUCUGACGGGUCUAAUUCCAGUACCGUUAGCUUGAACUCGCUGCACUCACGAGCUGACGGCGCCGUCGAAUCCGCCCUCGCCGACGCGCUGAACGAUGACUCCGCGUCGAUUGACCUGUCUGACACCAGCAGCCCCGGUCUACAGCCGCUGAACGGAGAAGCAGACGACGGUGAGACUCAUGUCCAGGAGAUAGAAAACACAAACGGAGACUCGUGUCCUCCUCGUCCCACCGACCUCCACAUCCCCAACUACACCGAUGGAGACGAUCAGAGCAACUCCAACUCCCCACAAGACACCUGUCCAGGGUUAACUAACUGAAGCAGAAGGGUUUCGUAGACGUCUGUGUGCGGGAUGAGGUCAGAUUUUGGAGCUCGUGUAAAGAAACUGCUCAGUUUUUGGGCAUUUUCAAACCUCGAAGUGUGACUGACUCAAACUCUGACCAGUAGAACCAUGACUCUUUUGGGAAGGUGAUUCCAGAAGUUUUACAAAUGAACCGUGAAGCGUUCGUCUGUGGCAGGAACAGGAUCUAAACAGCUCCCAUAGUCAGGUUAGAUGCAAAAGAGAUUUAUAAGAUCAACUUCAGAAGUAGGGUGUAGAAUGCAUCAUAGUCUAGAAAUGAAACGUGUUGUUUUCUGGAUCACUGGACUAGAUAGACGAAUUUUUGGGUUUUUUUUUUCAGGGUUGCUGCCUGUUAUUAAUAAUCAAAGAGCUGGGUUAACAAUACGUGGAAGCGAUGUAGUAAGAAUUAAAACCUUGCAGGGAAAAUUGUAAUAAAUGGUUAAAAAAAAAAACAAGAGAGAAGAGGCAGCACCAGAUCCAAAUUAUUGUAUUUAAAAUUUAAAUUAAUUUAGCAGAUUAAAAAAAAACAAACUUGGACUCAUGUAGGCAGAGAAGACCUUCUUUUCACUCCAGCGAUAUGAGGAGAAAAUGAUCAUCUGAUGUUUCAGUUGUUAUUUAAUGAAUACGCCAAUAUGAAAACACCGUUGAUCAGGACCAAGAGCAAACAGUCACGUUGUAAACUGCCUGUAGACGUUACAAAAACAGCAAAACUCAAUGUUUCUCAAAAAGGACAAAACAAAAGCACAUCAUCCAAACAGUGAAGCACAAAACCGAAUCUGAAUCGACCAGAGCUGAUCAUUCUGACUCAAAUAAGAAAAUACACCGAAAAGUGGAAUUUCAGGGUCUGUCAUUUCAAAACACUACUGGUCAAAGAUGUUUUGUGUAACAAAAAACAUUGCAGGCAAUGUAAUGUCAAAUUAUGCUCUUUAAGAACCAGUUUAUAACAUGUAGGGGAUAUUUGUAAAUAUUACAGUGGAUAUUAUUUACCACUAAUAUUUUUGAAAAGGAGGAAAAUUUGCUGGAGUUAACAAAAAGCAAGCUAGGAUAACCACUCAAAACAAAACAAAAAACGCUAAUACAAGACCCACACUGGGUUGAAUUACACUUUACCUACAUGGUUAAGGGAUAAUUUGCUGCGUUGUGUUAAAUCCUCAGUCCUGUUUCAACUAAUUAAGAAGUCUGAUGACAGAUUGUACUAAAAUAUCACUUCAUGUGUGCUUAAAAUCCUCAUAUUAGCAGUAAGAGAUUAACACUUUUUUUUUUCCAGUUUAGACCCUCUCGUCUGCCGAUACCUGUAAGCUCCUCCCCCUUUCCUCACCUGAGUAUGAAGCACUUUUAUUUUCUAGCCUUCAAAAAAAAAAAAAAGGGAUGCAAACUGACUUCAGCCUCAU
Sphaeramia orbicularis (orbiculate cardinalfish) is the source of this 5262-nucleotide messenger RNA. It is a transcript of the gene ankrd27, whose product is annotated as ankyrin repeat domain 27 (VPS9 domain). The transcript has 28 exons. Bases 359 to 3850 code for a protein of 1163 amino acids. Gene Ontology annotation, cellular component: early endosome; transport vesicle; tubular endosome. Gene Ontology annotation, molecular function: guanyl-nucleotide exchange factor activity; SNARE binding. The record is from RefSeq and is a predicted model, not a curated record. Lineage: Eukaryota; Metazoa; Chordata; Actinopteri; Kurtiformes; Apogonidae. Gene Ontology annotation, biological process: early endosome to late endosome transport; neuron projection morphogenesis.